AUGCUUCAAAAGCGGCUCGAUUCGCAGAUCGUUCGAGAAAGGAAAACGGCCCCGCCCCGCCUCUCUCCUCCGGUAAACCCCACCGUCGCCCUCACCCCGUGCAUCGAUGCUAAACGCGCGCGAGCAAAGGGAGGUUCCCCGCGGAAAUCGAUCGCGGUCGAUACGGCCCCCCUCCCCCCUCACACGACCGAGUCUCGGGGCGACGAAAAGCCCCAGCGGAGCGAAAGGCGAGGAGGCCGCUUCCCGCUUCCAAGCCGAAUCAUGAAGGCCUACGAGAGCGCCCCGAAAUUCGCGAACGGGGCGAGGAUCGGUGGCAUCAUCGGGAUCGUCCUCAGAUGGAAGAUGAGCAUCUACAAGCUGAUCUGGUUCGAACUCUUCUUCUGGCUCGUCUUCUUUUACGGCUUCAACAUGCUCUACACCUACGGACUGGAUCCGGGUCAGAAGAAGUCCUUCGAGACGGUGGUGACGUACUGCCGCGACUUCAACAAGACGAUCCCGCUGCUCUUCGUGCUGGGUUUCUACGUCACGACGGUGUUCACGCGGUGGUGGGGGAUGUGGAACUCCCUGCCCUGGCCGGACGAAUUCAUCCAUUACCUCACGCUGUAUCUCCACGGAAAGGCUGAUCCUGUUAAUCCUGUUAAUCCUGUUCCGGGAAACUCCUCCGAGACGGACGAACGGAUUAUCACGAGCGAGGUGUCAAUCGAAAGCUUAGGACCUGGAGGCGAUACUCGUUGGGUGAAAAGUCCGAAAAGGUCGCUGCGGACGUUAUUGCCAUGCGUCCUCCUGUCUGUCUCCGCGUCGGAGGAAUGCACGGGUCGACUCAUCCGAGUUGAAACUCGAUCGGUCCGAUUCGAUUCGUGGCCCGCACCUGACGCAGAACUCGGUCACCGACGGAGCUUUUCUGAUCGGAGCCGUGGAUCGUGUGGGGCCGAUAUGGCCGUCUCUGAUGAUGUAUUUGCCCCAAGGGUGGGACCGUAG
This is a messenger RNA of Darwinula stevensoni, 978 nucleotides long. The record is from the annotation of a GenBank genome assembly. Lineage: Eukaryota; Metazoa; Arthropoda; Ostracoda; Podocopida; Darwinulidae.